CACUACCCCCGUGUGGGCGGCGGAACGUCCCGAGGAUGACGUGCGGCGUUCUCGAAUCCCGUGUCUCGCUCGCUCGCUCGCCGCCGCCGCCGCCGAAGGAAACGGGAAAAGCAACAAGGAGGCAGGAGCAGGCGCGGCGCCAUGGCGGCCCUGGAGCGGCCCGUGCCCAGUCCCGAGGCGUUCCUGGGCCAGCCCUGGGCCGCCUGGGUGCGGGAGGCCGCCCCCCCGCACGCGCACGGCGCCGCCCCCCCGCACAGUGUAGAUCUGGAAGAGACUGGAAAGGAGGGUGGAAAAAGCAGGGAGGUUAUGAGGCUUAAUAAAGAAGAUAUGCACUUAUUUGGCCAUUAUCCAGCUCAUGAUGAUUUCUAUCUUGUAGUGUGCAAUAUCUGCAAUCAGGUAGUCAAGCCACAGGUUUUCCAGUCACACUGCGAACGAAGACACAGUUCAAUGUGUAAACCUUCCCCUUCUCCAGCUUCUCCAGCCUGUAAUUCCAGGACAUCCCUAGUACAGAUGAAACCGAAAUCCUGUAUCAGCGGCCAUAACCCUGUCAGCAGCAACUCAAAGCCAUUCAAAACGCCCAAAGACAAUCUACUUACCUCCAGUAGCAAACAGCACACAGUCUUUCCUUCAAAAGUGUCACGGGAUAAACCAUGUGUUCCUGUUCCAGUAGUCAGUCUAGAGAAAAUUCCUAACCUAGUGAAGGCAGAUGGUGCCAAUGUUAAAAUGAAUUCUGCAACCACUACCACCAUCACUUCCUCCUCAACUUCUUCAUCCACCAUACCUGCUCCAACUUUGGUUAAAUCUGGUUUGACAUCCAAGUCAGUGCCACCAUCACCAGAAAAGAUUCUGAACGGCAAAGGAAUUGUAGCUCCAUCAAUAGACAAGAAACACCAAAAUGGCACUAAAAGCAGUAACAAGCCUUACAAAAGACUUUCAGAAAGAGAAUUUGACCCAAAUAAGCACUGUGGAGUACUGGAUCCUGAAACAAAGAAACCUUGCACAAGAUCACUCACCUGCAAGACUCAUUCACUUAAUCAUCGACGAGCAGUUCCAGGCCGUAAAAAACAGUUUGACAUCCUUCUAGCUGAACACAAAGCUCGAUCCAGGGAAAAAGAAGUUGCAAAAGACAAAGAGCAUCCACCAUCUGCAAGGGAAAGCUAUCAGAGCCAGCCCACACCAGCACAAGACUCUCUGUCAGGAUCCUCAGUGAACUCUGGGCAAGAAUCUAAAGUAACAUCUCCUGCAAAAUCUAGACCACCAAAUUCUGUACUUCCAAGACCUUCAUCUGCAAAUAGCAUAAACAGCACCAGUUCUUCAAACCACAGUGGGUACGUACCAGAGCUGCCACUGCCUUCCAUGGGAGGAGACGUCACAAGCAGAUUGUCCAGUGAUGAAGGAGAAGCGGAUGGAGCUGAAGAAUCUGAGAAAUUAGACUGUCACUUUUCUGGACACCAUCCCAGACCUCUUGGGUUCUGUUCAUAUGGCAGUCGCUUAAUGGGCAGAGGGUACUAUGUCUUUGACAGAAGAUGGGACCACUUUCGAUUCGCAUUGAACUCCAUGGUAGAAAAACACUUGAACUCACAGAUGUGGAAGAAAAUCCCUCCUGCGGCAGACAGUCCCAUGCCUUCUCCAGCAGCACAUGUCUCCACUCCUUUUCCAGCAUCUGUCUUACAGCCCUUCAGCAACCCCAGUGCAGUGUAUAUUCCUUCAACACCUAUCAGUUCAAGGAUCACUUCUUCUUACAUAAUGACAUCAGCCAUGUUAUCAAAUGCAGCCUUUGUGACAACGGCAGAGACGAAUUCCAUAAUGUCACACACCACAGCUUUCCCUCACGUGGCUGCAAGCCUAAGUAUCAUGGACUCAACUUUUAAGGCGCCAUCAGCUGUGUCACCAGUGCCAGCAGUCAUCCCUUCCCCAUCCCACAAGCCAUCCAAAACAAAAACCAGCAAAUCCUCAAAAGUCAAAGACCUGUCAUCUCGGAGUGAUGAGUCUUCAAGUAACAAGAAGAAAAAGCCGCAGUCUUCGUCUUCGUCCUCAUCCUCAUUAUCUUUGCAGACAUCUUCCUCAUCUUCAUUUUCAGGGUCCCACAAAAAGAACUGUGUCCUGAACCCCAGUUCAACGUUGAACUCCUAUCAGGCGGCAUCCUCCUAUAACAGUGUGUCUGUGCACAAUACCAAUAAUGGAACAAGCCCACUCAGUGCCAAAUCGGAGCCCUCAGGACGGACUUCACUGUCAAGUAGUUCAGCAGACUCAGUGAAACACAUGAGCAUGGUAGUGAGCAGUAUUGACACUUCUAAUCUGUCUGUAUCUUCUCUCGUGCACCACUCAGGGGACCACUCCCUGGGAGCACACAAUGCAGUGUCUUCUCUACCCCUUUCUUUUGACAAAUCAGAAGGAAAAAAACGUAAAAACUCUAGUUCUAGUAGCAAAGCCUGUAAAAUCACUAAAAUGCCUGGUAUGAAUAGUGUUCAUAGAAAGAGCACUGCCAACCUUAUUUCUGCGGUGCCAGAUCCUACAAGCAGCUCCAUCUCUCGGCAGAUUGGAAAAAAUAGCAGUGUAGCUUUGUCACAAUCCAGUCCUUCGAGUACAUCAAACCCAGUACACAACAGACAAUGCUUUUAGGUGCCUGAAAGUGUUAACACUUCAAGACCUCAGUAUGCGGUGGUUUUUAAAUACUGAAUAACUAGAUCAGUUUAUUAAGGGAAGGUGACAACGUGUGUGCUGUGUGAGGAUUCCUUGUGCAUGAAAACAUGCUGUGUAGAGGAAAAGAUUCUUCAGAGUUGUCGUCUAAUUGCUGCUCUUUAUUUGUAAUGAUAACCAAGUUAAUGAACAUGAAAUUCACCAAAGCUUACUAAGAUCAGACCGUCCCAAAAGGAAAUAUGCCAUUUAUUCAAAGCAGUUCCUUUCCUUAAAGGUCUAAUGUAAUCAGUAAACAGGGAGGAAAUUUAGUUCAGGGACUUGAAAUAAAUUCCUGCUUUGAGUACUGUCAGCCACAGACAUUAUUGAAGUGUUUUAUACCAAAAGACAUUGUGUGAUUUUGAACCUGGCUCUGGUUUCUCUUUUAGAAGACAUCAAACCGGACUGGUAGAAUAAGGACUCUUCCAUAACAAGGAAAAGGAACCAGCCUAUAAUCUCUAGCUCUCAGCAGCCCUACUCCACAGGGUUUUUCUUUUCUAUGUCCUGCAGAUGGAUUUAAUCUUUUAUGAAUUUGUGGUUUUAAUGAGAAUUAAAUUUACAGAAAACUGUAAUAGUGAUUUGUUUAGUUUUUCCACUUGUAUUUGCCACUGAUCUGUGCGUUCUGCUUGGUUAUGUUUCAUGCCUUUUAAAGCUGUUAGCGUUGCAAUGCUCCCUUUGUUUCCUAACCAGAACACAAUGGACAUUCCAAAACAAAACAAAAAUCCAGACCAUGAUUUGAAUUUAUUUAAAGGAUCUCCAAAUUUUUUCAUUAAAUAAAAAUUACAGUAAUUCUGUAUUUAAGCUUGUCCUAUGGAUAAAAAUUGAGUGCAUUUCUUAGUAAUUUGCAAACAGCUGGGGCACUGCAACUUUAGGGACUAAUCCUGAUUGGUGCUCUGUACCUACAGCAUUUAAUAAUUUCAGUGGGAACUCUGAGUGUUCAGCCUCUUCCAGAAUCAGGCUCUUAAGGAAUCUAUACUUCAAUCAAUGCAUAGCAGAAUUUUGCACCAAACUGUAAUUACUGUUAUCAGGGCCCAAUGUGCAAAAUCCCCAUAUCUUGGGGGAUUUCCAGACCCUUAAGAACACAGCACUUGAUAACUUCAGUGAGCAGUUUGGGUUUGCGAGGACAGGAGUUGAGCAGAUUGGCUUGCAUUAAUAGAAUUGCACUGACAGUGUUUCUUAUAGGAUUACUGAAUAAUUUUUUAAUAAAAUAUAGAUUUUAUAAUCAGGAAGCCAAUACUAGGUACUGGAACAAUAGUACAGAGGAGUUAAUUUUUAUUUCUACAGUGUUAAAAGUGCACUUAUAUGCUGGUUUAUUUACAUCUUGGGGAAAGGCGAGAGACUGCAAAUAGGGAGAUUAUUACUACUUUCUUUUUUAAAAAAAGAAGGGUUAAGGCAAAUUUUAAGACUAAAAAUGUUUAAGCAAUUAUAAACAAGGCUAGACCCUUUGAAAAAAAGUUUAGAAAUAUUCUUAAAAUAAAUUUUUAUAGUGUUAAUUUUGUAAUAAUUUAUGUUUUGCUAUACUUCAGAGCUAACUGACCGGUAUAGUUUCAGAAACAGUAUGAAACUUAGGAAAGUUUAAGCAAUGUUUAUAUUUUUAAAAUGUUCUUUGAAUUAUGUUUUUAUUGUACAUUUCUUCAGACUGAAAAAUGUGUACAUAUCUUUGUUAUUUUUGCACAAUUUUUGUCUUGUUCAGUUUUAGGAGCAGUACUAUGUUGAUUUUUUUUUAAUUUAUUUUGAGUUAUAAAACUGCAGGAUUUUAAAAAUCUCAGUAACAAAGUCAUCCUCUGUAAUCAAUGAACUGCUAUUUCUAGUUGUUGAGGGAAAACAGUGGUUGUGAGAUUCAGUGGUUGCUUCUGAGAAAUAAUGCUAAUCAGUGACUGAAGGAGCAAUUUUGUAGUUUUAGGAAGCUUUAGCUGUUUCCAUGCAUCUUUUAAUUGGAAAGCUGAAUUAUGGAGCCUGUCCUUUGAAUGCUGCUUAAAUUUUAUUUUCAACUGGCUUACACCUGACAGCAUUUCAGGAAAGUUAAGCACGAAGUAAAAUCCCGUGGUGUUCUUUCAUCAUCAAAGAAUCAUUAUUUAAUGAAAUGUAUCGGAAAUUUUAGCCUGCAAAAUGAAAUGGAAGUAAACCUUUGGGAAAAAAGUGGAUACAAACUGGACCAGCCUAUAAUGCAUUCUUAGUGUAGCAUUCACUUGUAGUUCUUUUUCUUCCCCAUUUGCCUGAAAACCUUGUGAUUUGUUUCCAGCAAUAGAGGCUCAGAAGCUUUGGUUGUUCCACAUACGCAAUGCAUAGGCCCGUCAGCCAUAAAAAGCGACUUGGAUAACUUGUAUGCCUUCUUUUGUAUCGAUGUAACAAUUGUAAAUAGUGCUGAUCGACCUUUGUAGAGAAUAGUUUAUACAGCAUAUUCUAUUAUUGCUGAUUCUCAGUGAACUAUUGUUUUAAAAAAAAAGAAGAAAAAAAGAAAUUUUUCUAUUUACACCUUAUAUUUUGUUAUGCUGUUGACCCAUGGCACUUUAACAAAACUCUGUGGGUUUUGCAUAGCUGGUCAGUCAUGGGAUAUAUUAAAUAACUGUUGUUGCACAGAAAUGAAUUUGCACCUGCUAUAUUGUGCUUUCCUACUACAGAUUUUAGAACCUUUUCCAGAAGACUUUUGAAGAAAGCAUGUCCAAUCAUUCUAAGAAAAAAAAUGCCAUACUUGUACAGCCAAUUUCUUUUCUACAAUCCAUAUUUUGUAACACUAAGUAUUUUCAUUCUUUGUCCUGCACCUUUAUGUAUUAGCAGUAUCAAAUAGAAUUCAUUCCAUGCUUGUGAUAAUUGUAAGCAGAAUAAAUGUCUAAAGUAGGUGUAAAUAGUAAAUUCUAUGGCUUACAGUUUAAAAAAGGAAAACCAGAACAAACAUGUAUCUGAUUGAUACUGCCAUGGUUCAACACCGGGCCUGGAGAUAUUCUCUAGUGAGCGAUUGUAUUUUUUGUUUUUUGCUUUAUUAUUAUUUUUUUUUGUAACAUGGCUUUGUAAAUAAAAUAAUUUAUAUGUUUGUAAGAAA
Molecule: messenger RNA, 5716 nt
Organism: Zonotrichia leucophrys gambelii
Lineage: Eukaryota; Metazoa; Chordata; Aves; Passeriformes; Passerellidae
Gene: ATXN7L1
Product: ataxin 7 like 1
Exons: 12
Coding region: 142-2622 (826 amino acids)
Source: RefSeq, a predicted model, not a curated record